Messenger RNA from Trichoplusia ni (cabbage looper), 3958 nucleotides. It is a transcript of the gene spoon, whose product is annotated as A-kinase anchor protein 1, mitochondrial. The transcript has 8 exons. Gene Ontology annotation, molecular function: RNA binding. Lineage: Eukaryota; Metazoa; Arthropoda; Insecta; Lepidoptera; Noctuidae. The record is from RefSeq and is a predicted model, not a curated record. The coding region runs from base 214 to 2013 and encodes 599 amino acids.
UUUUGGAUGUUGCCAAUCUGCACUCCAUCAGCCAUAUUGAAUUUUGUUGUGCUUCGAAAACAUUGUGAGCACGUGGAUUGUUGGAUAAAAUUUAGUGAAAUUUGGUAGUAAUAUCAGUUAACUUAUCUUUUCGGUUUGUUUUUAUUUUACAAUUUAAUAGUGGGAGCAUUCUUUCUUGGAUAUUAAAAUUCUUUAUAAAAGUGGCUUAUCACAAUGGCACCUUGUCGUCAGUUGCUUAUGUGGUCAGUCCCCUCCAUAGCAGUUUUAUUGGGAAUUUUUUGGUUCAGAAAAAAGAGGGAAUACGCAAAAUCUGACCCGGGUGGAAGAGAAAGAAUCAAAAGCUUAAAAGAAGAGCUUGCAGAAGCAUUGAAUGCUCAAGCUGAAGCUAAACGGACAUCUCCAUUGGGCAAAGCUGAGCGUUCCAUUAUUAAAUCGGCACCUAUUGACAUUAUUCCUAAUGGAAGUAAUUCCCAGCGAUCUUCUCCUUUAGAGUUGACAGAUGAAGAAGUUGAUAUAGAGAUAGAAAAGAUAAUUAGGAAAAAAUCUAUUGAAAAAGAAAAACUAAUGUCAGCUGGUUUUGACAAGUUUAAUUCUAUGAGCUUAAGCUCCAAAGAACUUUCAUUUAAAGAGAAAUCACAAAAUAUGUGUUCUACUCUCCCAACUGUAGUCACUUGCAGUAAUAAUAAUAAUGAUCGUUCCCCAGUGAUAAUUAAAGCAGGCAAAACAAAUGUUGUUAAUUCACAGGAUUUGCCAGGGAAAUCUCAAUCAUUUUUGCUGCAAGAAAGUACAAAACUUGAGACAAUUGUAUCUGAAGCAGAUACAACUGAAGAGAGCACUAUGGGUGAUACAGAAGAUUCUAAUAUUAAUAAUAAUAUUAAUGUAGUUGAUGAACCUAGUGAUAGUAAUGACAGUGAUAACAGGUUUUCCACAGCACAAAGUAGACGCAUCUCAGAAAGAGACUCUGCUAAUCAUAGUCCCGUGGACCCUAUGUUAGCUAGUCCAUCAAUGUGCCACUUCUCUGACAACCACAGUGAGGGUUCUAGUGACAGUGGUAAGGGUUGUUCAGAAGCAGCCAGUCCUCCCCCUGCAACUUUAAAUAUGGUUCCUUCUGAAACUGCACUAAGAAUACAUCAAUUUGUUAUAUCACAAAGUCUUGUUGGGCUCUUAAUAGGAAAACAUGGCUGUUUUGUAACUCAAAUAAAAGCCAAAACAGGUGCAAGUGUGUAUGUGAGGAGGCAUCCUGAUUCUGUAAAGCAAAAGAUUUGUGCAGUUGAAGGAACCCAGAGUGAAAUUGAAGCAGCUUUAGAAAUGAUUAAGGAAAAGUUUCCAGAAAAGAAGUUCCCCAACUUUUCUUUGCAAGAGAUCAGUGCAGAACUAUAUCAAAGAUUGGUGCCUUUAGUACCAGAGUUUUUACAACUUGUGGAGUCUGUGAACAAUGAUACAAUAAUGACGUGUCUGGUGAGUGCAGGGCAUUUCUUCCUACAACAACCCCUUCACCCUACCUUCCCCUCUCUACAUGCCCUACACCGUCUUAUGGCAGCUACUUAUCAGAACCCAGAUGUGCCUUCUCUGCCACAUCCCGUCAAAGAGGGUUCUAUAUGUGCUGCACCAACUGAAAAUAACUGGUAUCGUGCACAAGUGAUAUCUACAUCAGAGGAAAAUGAUACAUCGGUUGUUAAACUAGUGGACUUCGGCGGGUAUCUGACAGUCGACAAUGAUCAACUCAAGCAGAUUCGCUCAGAUUUUAUGACAUUACCUUUCCAGGCAACAGAAGCUGUUUUAGCUUUUGUAAAGCCCUCUAACAAUGAACCCGAGUGGAGCGGCGAAGCACUCCGCAUCAUGGCCGGUCUGACAGCUGGGCAACUGUUGCAUGCGCAAGUUGCCGGCUAUGAUGAAGCUGGCCUCCCACUUGUUCAUCUCUACCUCACUCUACAUCCACAGCAGGUAAUAUUCCUGAACAGAGAGUUGGUGGAUCGCGGAUUAGCGGAGUGGGACAUCCCGCCAGACUCGUGAGCUCGGCGCGUGUUGGCUGGUAGCGCUCGUGGCGCCGGCCAGCAUCACUUCUUACGUGUUAAAUACUGUAAUGACGCUGAUUAGUUUUAUGGUAUUGCAUUUUAUUUGACACAAUGUACAUAAUUUUUACAUUGGAGAAACCUUUGCUGGCUAUUGUAGUGCAAGAAGCUAGGUCUCUCAUCGUGAGUUACUUUUUACUUUUAUUCUCACAUUUUAUUUAUGACUUGUGACACGUAGCUUAUAAAUUAAUAAAUGUUUCCUUUCAAUUCUUAUUUCAGUUCUUAGUUAAAUAGUUUAAGUUAUUUUAAUAGUGAGAGACGGUAUUGAUUCGUUUAUAGUUUAGAAUUUGUGAUUAUCAACUCAAAAUUACAUUUAGAAGCAUAUGUAUACCUUCAAAUAGUACUUGGGUACUACAUUUGCCUGAAACUCCAACAACUGAAAUAUAUGAAUUACAAUACGCUUAAAAGAACUAUAUAAAUUGUAGAAUAAAAAUACUACAAAUGUUACGUAGUUAAUUGUAAGAACAUUAUUAAAUAAAUACCUUUGAAAGGGUUAAUAAUCCGGUGUUUUAAGAUUAAUAAUAGUGAGGUUGUCUAUGCAAAGUUCAGGAUGCUCAUUAUAAUCCAAGCCAAUUCUGUUGCUUUACAUUUAAUAACAGCUUUCAUACUAACAGCUUGAUAAAACUAUUUACGAAACUAAUUAGUAUUGGAUUACUGCCGCGUUCGAAAAAACAUACAGUUUAAAACACGGAAUUAAUAUUAAAACCUUAUCGCUAAAACGAUGAUCGAAUAUCUGUUGGUUCUACAGCUAAAUCACCUUAACUUGCAAAGCAUGUACUUACAUAAAUAUUUGUCACAAGUACAAUAUGGUUGGUUUUUAUUUAUUAAUUUAUAUACAAUAUUGGUUGUGACAAAGUAACCUACUUUACGAAUAUGUCAUAAAAUUGUAAAUCAUUAAACCGACUUAAAUUGUUUACUAUUUGUGGAAGACUGAAAAUGUAUAGUUAUGUACAGUUAAAUAUUUGUAAAAUAUAUGUGUAAAGAAAGUACAAUUGUGCCCGACUAAUGGUAUGAUGGAAUUUGAGUAUACAUGCUGUUUAUCGUUCCGAUUCUUUGAUAAGAUAUCUAGAAUCGUGCAGUGACCUGCUAAUGCCAAUAAUACUUUUGUUAACGUCAAAUGAAAACACUGCAUUUUCUAAAUAUCUUGUUAAUGAUACGCUUUCUGCGGUAAGUACGUCUAAAUAUUUUCUUUCAGAUGGCACUAACAAAUCGGCAAUGACAUUCAUGUUUACCCGAGGGAUAUAGCUGCUGAAGCUUAUUGGUAAAACUUAAUAAAUGUUGUCUUAUAAUGAGCACGUUGAUUAUCCUGACUCAUAAAUAGUUUUAUUAGUGUACAUAAUAGAUUUAGAAUAAUAAAGCAAUUUGAUAUUUCAUUGUUGUAGUGAAUACAGUAUUUUAAUACAAAUGUUGAAAAAUAGCGUUUGUUUUAGUAAUCGUCAUGUACGAGUAUGCGUAUUGUGUAGUACCUUCCUUAAAUUUGAAAAAAAGCUGGACUUAAUCAUCCUUACUUCACAAGUUCUUCCAGUUUCAUGACUGUCUUUCAUUUACUUGAUUAAAAACACAAAAAAAAACAGGUUCAAAAUAUUCAUUUACUGAAACAUGUAUUUCGUCUGGCUAUUUUUCAGCUUUUCUGGAAAACGUAGAAUUUUAAUGUUGUAUCGAUUUUACAGCUGCGAGUGCUACUGAUUUAAGAUUAAUUUAUCAAAUACCAAAACAAUGUGGUAACUUGGAAUAUUCACCAUCAACUUAGUUAUUUGAUGAUCGAUGAUAUUUUAAUCAGUUCGUGUACUUACUGAUUAUAUAAACAGAUGGUUUGCAUUUUGUUUCCGUCACUGUAUAUAAACUAAUAUAAUGCGGUUAAUUUAAUACAUUGUUUUAAAAAUAAA